CUGGCAUGCGCCCUUUCUACCUGCUGGAGAGAUCACAUCAAGAGACCCAUGAACGCCUUCAUGGUGUGGUCCCGUGGACAGAGGAGGAAAAUGGCACAGGACAAUCCCAAAAUGCACAACUCGGAGAUCAGCAAAAGGCUGGGAGCCGAGUGGAAACUGCUCUCCGAGUCCGAGAAGAGACCCUACAUCGACGAGGCCAAGAGGCUGAGGGCGCAGCACAUGAAGGAGCAUCCCGACUACAAGUACCGACCGAGGCGCAAACCCAAGAACCUCCUCAAGAAGGACAGGUACGUCUUCCCUCUGCCCUACCUGGGGGACACGGACCACCUCAAGGGCUUUUCCGCGGACUCUCUGCUGGCCUCCUCAGACAAAGCCCGAGCCUUCCUGCCCCCCACGUCCACCCCCUACUCCUUCCUCGACCCCAGCCAGUUCAGCUCCAGCGCCAUCCAGAAGAUGACCGAGAUGCCGCACGCCCUGACCACCAGCACCCUGCCCUACGCCUCCUCGUUGGGAUACCAGAACGGCGCCUUCGGCAGCCUGAGCUGCCCCAGCCAGCACACCCACACCCACCCGUCCCCCACAAAUCCGGGCUACGUGGUGCCCUGUAACUGCACCGCCUGGUCCGCCUCCAGUUUACAGCCCCCGGUGGCCUACAUACUGUUCCCAGGUAUGACCAAGUCAGGAAUAGACCCGUACUCCACCGCGCACGCCACUGCCAUGUAACCCAGCCGAUGCACAAAGUUUAACAUUUAAACAUUAAAAAAAAAAUUAAAAAUAGAACAAAACUGACUCAUUUUGCAAACUUGAAUACAGCAAGAUGCAUGAGAAUAGGAACGGUGCGACAAAAACAAAUCUGAACAGAAAUCUGGGGAAGCAUGGGACUUCUGUUUUCAAGAAAAAAGAAAGAAAAUAAUUUAAAAAAAAAAUACAAAACAAGACGACAGAGGAACUCUUUAUGACUCCAAACAGGACGCAUCUUCUAAGACUCCAUCAAGGAAGUUGGAAUAGCCCUGAGGCAGGUGCCCUGUGAACUGUAAGACUUUGUAAAUGUUAAAACCUUUAUUGAUG
Molecule: messenger RNA, 1068 nt
Organism: Scleropages formosus (Asian bonytongue)
Lineage: Eukaryota; Metazoa; Chordata; Actinopteri; Osteoglossiformes; Osteoglossidae
Gene: sox14
Product: SRY-box transcription factor 14
Exons: 2
Coding region: 49-723 (224 amino acids)
Biological process (GO): positive regulation of transcription by RNA polymerase II; brain development; negative regulation of transcription by RNA polymerase II
Cellular component (GO): nucleus
Molecular function (GO): DNA-binding transcription activator activity, RNA polymerase II-specific; RNA polymerase II cis-regulatory region sequence-specific DNA binding
Source: RefSeq, a predicted model, not a curated record